GGGGGACAGAGAGAAGAGGCAGGACUUCCUGACAGGCAGAGAUGUCAACAGGGUGAGAAGAGACCUGGAGGAUGAGGGGGCAGCAGAGACAGACAGCAGAGAUCUCCCAGCACUCCACACAACUUCACUCCCUGCCAGCAGGAACUAGAUGAGGGGCCCCACCCUGCAAUACAGCACCCACCUACACAGCAGGAACGCUCCAUCAUGAGUGGUGGGAAGAAGCGGAGUGGUUUCCAGAUCACCAGUGUGACCACUGACUACCAGCCAUCCUCCCCCAUCUCCCCGAUCCCCGCGGAGCGCUCCCCAUCACCCCCCAAUGGCCCUCGCUCCCCCCCCACUUCCCGCUUCCGGCUGGUCCGGUUAGACCCGGGUCCGCUGGGCGGUGGGCGCAGGUACCAGAAGGGGCGCUGGACCUGUGUGGACUUUUACAACCUGGAGGUGGGGGCCCAGCACAGGGCGGGGGCGGGGCAUUCUCUGGACUCCGGCCUCCCCAGGUCCGCUCCGGCCAGCCCCUUACUGCUCUCACCAGGAGGGGGGGCCAAGGGACAGCAGGCUCCCCGGUCACAAGGGGCCCCAGUAUUUGGGGCAGUAACAGACAUGGAGCCGACAGCUCAGUUGACUCCGCCCCCACUUCCAGUAACACCGCGAAUCACAUCGCAGGAUGAGGUGCGCCCCAACCGACCGAUGUCCGAUGUCUUUAAUGAACGGCUGCUCCUAGCGCGAUCUGUGUUCAGUAUAGAUGAGAGUGAGAUCGACAGCACAUCCAACAGCACGGGGGCGAUAGACAACAAGAUCGAACAGGCCAUG
Messenger RNA from Hyla sarda, 807 nucleotides. RefSeq names its product TSC22 domain family member 4 (gene TSC22D4). Gene Ontology annotation, biological process: regulation of transcription by RNA polymerase II. Lineage: Eukaryota; Metazoa; Chordata; Amphibia; Anura; Hylidae. The record is from RefSeq and is a predicted model, not a curated record.